Messenger RNA from Sphenostylis stenocarpa, 1245 nucleotides. NCBI's taxonomy places the organism in Eukaryota, Viridiplantae, Streptophyta, Magnoliopsida, Fabales, Fabaceae. The record is from the annotation of a GenBank genome assembly.
AUGGCUGUGCUGCUGAGAAUGGCUCAGCCUCACAAUGGCAACACCAACAACACUGUUAGCCAGAAUUUGGUCCUUCAUGACUUUCUGGGCAUGAAGCCCGCCGCCGAUUCUCCCAAAACCACCGAUAUAAGGUUGUCGGAACCGUCGGCCUCCGCCUCCUCUGCUGGUGGACGUGGCCCUUUCUCUGCCACCUCCGACAUCGCUUCCGAGAAACAUGUAGGAAAUCAUCUUGAGGGAGUUCCUUUCUAUGCCCCGAGGAGUGAUUUUUCUGGUACUGAGAUCAGUAACAGAUUAGUGGGAAGCAAGAGAAGUAAUUCUGAUUCCGCUUUUACGGGUUCCUCCAGAGAUGCCUUCCAAAUGGUCCCUGAUUCCUUUCAAAAUUCACAUUUGAUGAAGGUCCUCCGGAAUGCAGCUGGAGGCGAUAGGUCUAGAAGGCCUAAUGAUGAUGAAGUGUUACUUGGUAUGCAGUCAAUGAAGCCAUCUUCUUCACAGAUAUUUCAGCCUCCCAGCAGCACUAAGAUUGAUGCCAAUAAAUGGGAACGAUCUAUUCUCAUGAAUGUUGGCCCUUCCAUGCAGCAUCCACCACGUGGAGGGCAAUUGGCACCUUUUGUGCACCAAAUGGCCUCAAGCAAGAUUAGGGAUAUUAAUGCUGGCCCUUCAUUCAUCUCUCAGUCAGCUGCUGAUGAAGGAUCUAGAACUGGAAUCAAGGGCCCUGGAAUUUUAAGCUCUAUAAACGCAGCUAGUACAGGCACUGAGAAAACUCCAUCUGCAGUGAUGCUUGGUGGCAGCAGGUCAAAGCCUGGAACUAAUAUAAUAGAAUCAUCCACACCUCCAAGCAGUCAACACGUGCUAACUUCUGCCAGCCGCCAGAUGACUAUUUUUUAUGGAGGCCAAGCUCAUGUUUUUGAUGAUGUCCAUCCUCAUAAGGCAGAUGUUAUAAUGGAUUUGGCUGGGUCAAAUGGUGGAUCUUGGUCGACUGCAUUCUUGCCUAAAUCUGCUGCAAAAAUGUUUAAUGAUGGUAACAUGCACAGUGGAGAAAAUGAAACAGGUGCAGGGAAUAAUUUGGCAUUCCCACAGGAGCUUCAUGGGAAAUUGUCUAUUACUGGAAGUUCUAGCCAUGCCAUGGGGCCUGGUGAUCGAGUAACUACUCCUGCAGGGGCACAUCAAGGUAGCAUUUUCGCUAAAGAUACAAGAAAUCCAGUUCAACCACCUGAUCCCAGUUCUGAAGACAAAAGAGGACAGUGA